CAUGGUACGUUGCUGUUGUUAGUUUCAAAGUUCACCUAUGAACGUCUUUUUUCUCAGCACACAUGGAUCAUGAGACAAUGAAAAAAGAAUUUCAGGGAAUAUAAGCUCCUCAGAUCUGACUCUUUCCCAGCUCCUCAUUCUCCACCAGCGUAGGAGGGCAGCCCACCAAGCUACCAGGGAGUCUCGCUCUUCCUGAGCAGCAAACUGGAGGCCAAAGCCGUGUCCUUGGAUCAGAGGUUUGUGGCUACAAGCAUAGACAAUGGCAGGCAGCAACGAGAUGACAAUCAACCUCGUCGUCCUUGGAAGGACUCAGACUGGCAAAAGCGCUGCUGGGAACAGCCUGCUAGGCAGUGAUGACUUCGAAAGCCGGCUCUCCCCCAGCUCCGUGACUACAUGUUGCAGCCUGGGCCACAGCUGCCACAUUUCGGGGAUCACACGGCGCAAUGGCUGCGAGCUCGCCCUCCGUGUGCGGGUGCUUGACACUCCAGGCUUCCCCCACAGCAGCCUGAGCAAGGAGCGGGUGAGAGAGGCGGUGCGAUCAGCCCUGGCUCAGCACUUCAGGGAGGAAGGCCUGCAUCUAGCCCUUCUGGUCCUGCGGGCUGACCUGCCUCUGUGUCCCGAUGAGAACGAACACACCGUUCAGUUCAUCCAGGAACUUCUGGGUCCCACAUGGAAGGAUUUCACUGCGGUUUUACUUACUCAUGCAGACAAGGCCAAAGAAGCUGGAUUCAGUGAGGAAGCGUAUUUGCACAGUGUCUCAAGUACCCUGUUGUCCCUGUUGAGCUCAGUGCAGCAUAAAUAUGUCUUUCUAGACAACCAGAAGAGCAAAAUUAAAGAGGAAAGAGCUAUUGUCUUACAAAAGCUCUUGAAUUUUAUAAGACAGAAUAAAUAUCAAGUGCUUCUAUUUAAACAUAACAAAGAAUAAAAUUAGCUUUCAGGUACUCGUGUCUAUUUUCUAUAGUUUACAACAUUUAAUGGAAAUAAAACAGUAGAAAAGCCA
This is a messenger RNA of Anas platyrhynchos (mallard), 1000 nucleotides long. RefSeq names its product GIMAP family P-loop NTPase domain containing 1 (gene GIMD1). The record is from RefSeq and is a predicted model, not a curated record. Lineage: Eukaryota; Metazoa; Chordata; Aves; Anseriformes; Anatidae. Gene Ontology annotation, molecular function: GTP binding.